Molecule: messenger RNA, 1708 nt
Organism: Chrysoperla carnea
Lineage: Eukaryota; Metazoa; Arthropoda; Insecta; Neuroptera; Chrysopidae
Product: 23 kDa integral membrane protein-like
Exons: 5
Coding region: 176-751 (191 amino acids)
Cellular component (GO): membrane
Source: RefSeq, a predicted model, not a curated record
ACAGUGUUUAAAAUAUUAUUGUUUGGCAUAUAAUUUCUUAUUUUUGGUUUCAGGUUUUUUAUUACUUAGUUUUACAAGCGUAUUAUUUUAUCGAUUAAUUUUGUAUAAUGCAUUUAUAUUACAAGAUGUUUUUAAUCCACUUUAUUCGCUGUUUGGUGUUUCAUUCCUAAUAUUUAUGUGUUUAUGGUUAGGAUGGAAAGGUGUUACAAGAGAACACCAACCGCAUGUUUUAAUGUUUUCAGCGACAUUGGUUAUUAUAAUUGGUUUGGAAAUUGGAAUGGGAUUUUGGAAUUUAGUUGAAUAUCAUACGUAUGAAGAUGAUACAACUAGUUUAAUGAGAGAAUCUUAUCAAAGAUUUGUUUCAAAUCAGAGUGAUUUUAAUAUUUGGAAUCGAGUACAAACAAAGUUGCGCUGUUGUGGAUUAGAAGGGCCUGCUGGUUAUCAUGAUAGCAUACCUGCAUCCUGUUGUGUUCUUGAUCUAGGUCCAGAAGGAGAACAUCAUAGUUCAUGUCCAGGAAUAUAUCAACGAGGCUGUUUAACUCCUUUGCUGGAUUAUAUUGGACGCCAGAUAAUAAAUACUUUAGCUCUCUGUUUUUUCAUGGCUCUUAUCCAAGUAUGUGGUGUUUUUAGUACAUUCGCCUAUUCAAAGGCACUUUUAAGAGAACGCUUAGAAGCAAGAAGAUCAAUAAAUUCAACGGUGACUGUUGAAGAUAAUUUAUUAAACAGAAGACAUUCCAAUAUAGCAGGAUAACGAUUGAUUUUUAUAAUAUUGAAACGAAUUUAUUAUUCGAUAAUAAUGCUAAGUGUUUCACGUUUAAAUUUCAUGGAAAAAAUAAAAAUAAGUCUGAAUUUUUCGUCCUCGAACCGUUUUUCGAAAAAAAAAUGAUUCGAGCUUAAUUUGGGAUAUGAUAAAAAGUAUACAUUUGGGAGAGUCUGGCCAUACUUUAAAACGAACCAAUUUAUUUGUAAUUUUUAUUUCUGGAUUGUACAAGGUGUUCUAGAUUUGUCUGCACAACUCUUCACUUCCUAAAUUACUUAUAAAGAACGAAAAAGCUCUUUACCGAAUUUCAAACUGAGGCCUCCUAUCGAUCAAUUAUAAAACACUUUGUAUAAAAGUUAAAAUAAGAUAUUAAACAAUUCUAAAUUGCCUAAGAGAUACUUUUUUUGCAAAUAUCAUAUUCUGGGCAGUAGCUAUAUAACCGCAAACGCUAGCAUAUUAAUAAAAUACUAUUUUCUUUAUUAUUUCAAGUAGCCUAAAUAAAUAUCUUUUCUAAAUUCGUCAUCAGCUCUUUGAUUAUUAAACAAAUUUUGUAAGCUCAAUUUACCAUUUCCCUAUUGUGAUGCAAUGUACAAUUAUUACCAAAGAAAUGCCAUGAUAAAAAUUAAUUUUUAACAAAAAUAGAAUUAAAAUAAAAAAGACACAUUUAAUAGCAUUUAAAUUAUUUAACUCGUUAGCCAAACAUGAACACUCUUGCAGAAAUAGAUGUGCAACAUUUGUAGCUGUAAGAAACAUUGGGAAACAAAAAUUAAUUCUGAUUAUUAUCGUUUAAAUUUUAAAAAAGGCUUUAAAAUAAGUUAUAACUACAAGUAGUACUUACCAGAUCAAACUAAAAAAGGAAUGAUAGUUUUAUCCUAGAACAGCAGUUUGUUUUCAAAUGGCUCUUCGACUACCAAUUGUGACUUGUGAUAUAAUAAUAAUUGUAGAGUA